AACCUGCCUGUGGUUCUUCACGGCCCGAUCCAUUUCAAGGUUGAAACAUGGGGGCUUGCCGCGGCUGAGAGUACCGCACGAUACACCACUCAAUAUUCAACGCAAAGUAAAUCUACAAUGCGAAAGUAACUCCUUUAUUACUGUUUUUACCGCUGUUGUUCAGACUCUUAUUCUAUUGUCUUGUCGGACACCAUGCCGUGGACCGAAAUAUCACCUUUGGAGAUCCUGCGAUCACAAUACAGUGCAUUGCCUUAUCCAACAACAACCUGGCAUGGGAAGACAGUCAUCGUCACCGGCGCAAAUGUCGGAAUAGGUAAAGAGACGGCCCGACACUUCGUGCGACUCGCCGCCAGCAAGGUUAUCCUAGCUUGCCGGGACGUCGAUAAAGGCAAUGCUGCGAAAGAAGAAAUCAAAACUUCUCUAAAUAAUCCUCAAGUUGUCGAAGUCUGGCACCUAGACCUGAGCUCAUUCGAGAGCGUGAAGGAUUUUUCCAUCCGCGCUAACGGCCUUGCUCGCCUAGAUGCCAUCGUCGAGAAUGCCGGUGUGAUGUCAACCAGCUUUGUGCAAUUUGAGGGUUUCGAGCAACAAAUCACGGUCAACGUGAUCUCGACCUUUCUCUUGGCUCUUUUGAUCCUCCCGGCGCUUCGACGCACUGCUACACAAUACAAUGUCGUGCCACAUAUCGUGGUCGUUUCGUCAGACGCCCAUAUGUACACUAAUUUCCGGCAUCGCGAUGCACCUGAUAUCUUCGAAGCACUCAGGGGCACUGAUCAUAUGAACGACCGUUAUGGCGACUCGAAACUGCUACAAAUUCUUCUCACGCGAGAGUUGGCGAGGCAGCUAAGCGCAUCCAACAAGCCGCAACUUAUUCUCAACAGUGUAAGCCCCGGAUUAUGUAGGUCACAACUUUUCCGGAAUGCGCCAUGGCCAGUCAACUGGUUCAUGCCGAUAAGUUUUUUUUUUCUGGCCCGAACCCCCGAGAUGGGGUCAAGAGUACUUCUCGCAGCUGCCACUGCUGGUGCCAAUACACAUGGGAAAUAUCUCCAAGAUUGCGAGUUACACGCCGAAAGUCGCUUUGUUCGAAGUGACCAAGGCCAACGUGCUCAAGCGAGAGUGUACGAAGAGCUUAUGAGGAUCCUAGAUUGUAUCGCCACCGGGAUUCGAAACAACAUUUGAUAGUAUGAAGCUUUGGAGAGAGAGAGAAACGGGUAUAGAAGGGGGGGUAAUUGCGUAGUUGUACUUAUGGGAACCGCUGGAAGACUGUGUGACACUGCCUUUCGAGGAUAAGGAAGACGAAACAGAGACGUCGAGAGGCACACAAGCUAUC
This is a messenger RNA of Truncatella angustata, 1327 nucleotides long. RefSeq lists its product as uncharacterized. Lineage: Eukaryota; Fungi; Ascomycota; Sordariomycetes; Amphisphaeriales; Sporocadaceae. The coding region runs from base 193 to 1176 and encodes 327 amino acids. The record is from RefSeq and is a predicted model, not a curated record. The transcript has 2 exons.